This is a messenger RNA of Mercurialis annua (annual mercury), 2959 nucleotides long. RefSeq lists its product as uncharacterized. The record is from RefSeq and is a predicted model, not a curated record. Gene Ontology annotation, molecular function: zinc ion binding. Lineage: Eukaryota; Viridiplantae; Streptophyta; Magnoliopsida; Malpighiales; Euphorbiaceae. Bases 536 to 2791 code for a protein of 751 amino acids. The transcript is spliced from 2 exons.
CCCUAUUUUCUGUCAAAGAUAAAAAUCUGUAUUUGCCUUGAACACCCUUCAAACCCUAAACUCCCUCUUCUGCCCUUACUCCCAAUUCCAUACCUUUCCUCUUCGCUGCCCUUUCCCCUCUUUUCAAUUUUUUUCUUUUCCGAUCUUCUCCUCCAUCUCCAUUUUACCCGCCACUUUUCAAAUUCUCGUUUUUUCAUCCCUCAAUUUUCACAUUUCUUGAACAAAAUAACACCCCCAAUUUCAAAAAUUUACAAUUCAAUCCAAUUAGUUCGAUCUGUUCUGUACCCAUGUCUGUACCUAACUUUUGAUGGUACCCAGUUCAUAUUUUCUGGGUUUUGUUGUUGAAGUUUGUUUCUUUUAAGGUUAAACUCAUGAGUUUAAAGCUAGGGUUUUGGUUGAGUUCUUGAAGCAGUUUGAUGUAAAGGAAUGUGGCAAUACAGCAACUAGAUCAGUAUUGUUGACAUUGAUUUGCAAACUGGUUGAGUCUGAAGGCUGACUUUUUAAGAUUGUUGAAAUAUCAGGAUCAGUUAAUGCAAUGGCAAACCAUGAGUUGAUACUUGGGGAAAGUCACAAUUUAGGGAUUAGGCAAAAUCAACAAUUGGUCUUAGGACAUAAUCAUAAUUUGGGUCUCAGUCAGAAUCAUGAUUUGGAAUUGGGUCAAGCGCACGAGCAUCAUUUGGGUUUGGGGCAGAGCCAUGACCAUGAGCUGGGUUUAGGAAAUCCCCAUGACCAUGAAUUGGAUUUGGGGCAAAGUGAUGACCAUGAAGGGGAUGCUGUUCAUAGUUAUUCACACGAUGAAGAUUUAGGUAUGGAUCGUAAAUCUGACGAGGGUGCUCAUGAGCUGCCCCUUCCUGGACAAAACCACGAGUUAGCUUUAUUGGAGAACAACGAACUGGCUGUUUCCGAGAGCCAAGAACUUGAUGAAAACCUGGAACUAGCUGUGGCCCAGAGCCAGGAAAUGGGCAUGGAACCGGAUCAGGAUUUGUCCAUUGACCAGUCCCAGCUUGUAGUACAUUCUCCUGUCAUUCAAGCUCGUACUCUUGCUAUAGCCCCUAACUAUGAGCUGUCAGUUGGACAAGAAUUUCCAGAUGUCAUCAGCUGUCGCAGGGCAUUGAGGGACACAGCAAUUGCUCUUCACUUUGAAAUGCAGACUAUUAAAUCCGACAAGACUCGUUUCACUGCAAAAUGUGCAAGUGAGGGAUGUCCCUGGCGGAUACAUGCAGCAAAGCUGCCAGGGGUUCCAACUUUCACAAUCAGGACUAUCCAUGAGAGCCAUGCAUGUGGAGGAAUUUCUCAUCUUGGCCACCAGCAAGCCUCAGUCCAGUGGGUAGCUACCUCAGUGGAGCAACGACUAAAGGAGAACCCAAAUUACAAACCAAAGGAGAUAUUAGAAGAGAUUCAUCGGGUACAUGGUAUCACUCUGUCAUACAAGCAAGCUUGGAGAGGCAAGGAACGCAUUAUGGCUGCCAUGCGUGGAUCUUUUGAAGAAGGGUAUCGCUUGCUUCCGCCAUAUUGUGAUCAGGUUAAGCGGACAAACCCUGGGAGUAUUGCAUCUGUGUAUGGAAACCCAGCAGAUAAUUGCUUCCAGCGUCUCUUCAUCUCAUUUCAGGCAUCAAUUUACGGUUUUCUAAAUGCUUGCCGACCUCUCCUUGGGCUGGAUCGAACAUUUUUGAAAAGCAAGUACCUUGGUACAUUGCUACUUGCUACUGGCUUUGAUGGGGAUGGUGCUCUUUUUCCUUUGGCAUUUGGUGUAAUUGACGAGGAAAAUGAUGAAAAUUGGAUGUGGUUUCUGUCUGAACUUCAUAACCUCCUUGAGAUUAAUACAGAAAACAUGCCACGGCUUACAAUAUUGUCUGAUCGACAGAAGGGCAUUGUUGAUGGAGUAGAAACAAAUUUCCCAACUGCUUUUCAUGGAUUUUGCAUGCGGCAUUUAAGUGAAAGUUUCCGUAAAGAGUUUAAUAAUACAAUGCUUGUCAACCUUCUUUGGGAAGCUGCUCAUGCUCUGACCGUCAUUGAAUUUGAGGCUAAAAUUUUAGAGAUUGAGGAGAUAUCACAAGAUGCUGCAUAUUGGAUAAGGAGAAUUCCACCUCGGCUUUGGGCAACUGCCUAUUUCGAAGGGACUCGAUUCGGGCAAUUGACAGCUAAUAUUGUUGAGGCUUUAAACAGUUGGAUUUUGGAAGCAUCUGGUCUUCCAAUAAUCCAGAUGAUGGAAUGCAUUAGGAGGCAACUAAUGACUUGGUUCAAUGAACGCCGAGAGACCAGCAUGCAGUGGACAUCAAUACUCGUGCCUUCUGCUGAAAGGCGUGUCGCGGAGGCUCUUGAGCGUGCACACACUUAUCAGGUGCUUCGUGCUAAUGAAGCUGAAUUCGAAGUUAUCUCUCACGAGGGAACAAAUAUUGUAGAUAUUAGGAACCGGUGUUGCCUUUGUCGGGGAUGGCAGCUGUAUGGUUUACCCUGUGCACAUGCUGUGGCAGCACUCCUCUCUUGCAGGCAGAAUGUGCAUCGGUUUACGGAGAGUUGUUUUACAGUAGCAACGUAUCGAAAAACAUACUCACAAACUAUUCAUCCAAUUCCAGAUAAAAGUCUCUGGAGGGAGAUGUCUGAUGGUGAUCCAAACUGUAGUAAGGCUGUUGAGGUUAUCAUUAAUCCCCCAAAAUCACUUCGUCCCCCAGGACGCCCGAGGAAAAAGCGAGUCCGAGCAGAAGACCGAGGUCGCGUAAAACGAGUUGUGCAUUGUAGCCGGUGUAAUCAGACGGGACAUUUUAGAACAACAUGUGCAGCGCCCAUCUGAUUUGUAACUGUGAGAAUGGUUUUAAUUUAUUGUAAUUGAUCCCUUCUGUGUAAAGUAGUUGUAGCUUUGUAGUAUUCUUGUAGUUUGUAAUAGCUAUCAGUUUGCAAGUAGACACUUUUAUUUAUUCUCUUUGUCAGUCAGUUAAUAAAAGCUUUUGUUAUAAAUCCA